Oppiella nova is the source of this 384-nucleotide messenger RNA. Lineage: Eukaryota; Metazoa; Arthropoda; Arachnida; Sarcoptiformes; Oppiidae. The record is from the annotation of a GenBank genome assembly.
AUGGGUAAUAAAUGCAUGAAAGACACCGUUAAACUUCAUAUGAAUGAUGAUUACUAUUGCUGUCAGUUAUGGGACCUCAUUGAGUGCUAUCAACAAAAUUAUCAGUUUGACUGCACAUACGCCGAGCAACAGUCCAUUCAGAAUGACUGGCAUUUACUUCAACUGGAUUUCAGUGGCAAAGUAUACACUCAAAGCUCGUGUACUAAUCAGGGCUACCAACGGACUAUGGACAGGCGUUCGUAUUGCACAAAUGUCGAGCAACACGCCAUUCAAAUGGACUGGUAUUACAUUCAACUAACGUUUAAUGGCUUUUCCCUUACGGAGACCAAAUGCAAUGUCCAGGGUUAUUAUAGGGCCAAGACUAGGCCGUUAUGUGCAAAUUAA